UUCCUCGUUCAAUGCUCAAUCUGAAAAACAAUUGCUUGGAUGAAAAAACACUCUAAAGCAUUAAACCGUUUCAUCCCCAAUAUGGCCGUCGCAAAUUCGAUAAGUGUGAGUUCUGUGGCCUUUAUUUGCUUUUUGACCUUAGAGACUGGAAAUGUUCACGCUCAUGUGAAGGUUCUUUCAUCCACUUGCAUGAUCCAAUUGGAUACAUUUGCUUCGUGGUUAAAAUGUCCCAACGAUGACUUAGCCCAAGGACAUGAUGGUCUUCGAAAUUCGCUGGAAAAAGUAUUUUGUUGUGGACCGUUGAGAAACAGGCAUUGUUGCCCUUUGAGCGAGAAAAUGUCAGAAGACCCACGAUUUGAUCCUCAGAACUAUCGGGAAGACUUGGCCUUUGAAGACAAAUAUGACGUUUAUGUGGACAAGAACCAUGAUGAUAUCCCCGUUGAUCGCCGUGGGGGCAGAUUUUGGAUGUACCUAUUGGCCUUUUCCCUCAUCCUGUCUUUUACUGCCAUAAGCAUGUACUUCUUUGGGGCGGUUAUUUGGAUGACCAUCACAGCAGCUUUGUGGUGCUGCUUUGGGUGUAAAGAAUCCUCGAAAAUGGAGUCAAACGAAACUGGAUUCAAACGAAACAAGCAAAGUAAGCAGGAGGAGGAGCAAUUGGUCCACGUGGUUCCAAGGAAAACGUACAAUACCAUUCGAGCUACUUCCCACGUGGAUUUGUACACUCAGGCUCCACCAAAGUACGAGUAUCAAGUGUGAUACGGGAAAAAACGAAGCCAUGAGUUAUGCUUUUAUGUCCCUUAUCUCUUUCUUAUGCAUGCUUUCAACAAAACUGAUGAACAUUAACUCAAAAUAGGUA
Messenger RNA from Tigriopus californicus, 856 nucleotides. RefSeq lists its product as uncharacterized. The record is from RefSeq and is a predicted model, not a curated record. The transcript is spliced from 4 exons. Bases 40 to 756 code for a protein of 238 amino acids. NCBI's taxonomy places the organism in Eukaryota, Metazoa, Arthropoda, Copepoda, Harpacticoida, Harpacticidae.